Molecule: messenger RNA, 1190 nt
Organism: Haliaeetus leucocephalus (bald eagle)
Lineage: Eukaryota; Metazoa; Chordata; Aves; Accipitriformes; Accipitridae
Gene: CDK2AP1
Product: cyclin-dependent kinase 2 associated protein 1
Exons: 4
Coding region: 144-416 (90 amino acids)
Cellular component (GO): nucleus; cytoplasm
Source: RefSeq, a predicted model, not a curated record
GAAAAAAAAAAAAGAAACAAAACAAAGCCCAGCAAGGGAAACCGUUCUGUCGGCUCCCACGAGAACCUGUGCCUUGCUCUCCGGAACAGCCGUAAAAUUGCAGGGAAAACAAAGCUGGGAGUGUUCACUCUCCCUCCACAAGUAUGGCAACAUCUGCGCAAUAUAGACAGCUUAUAAAUGACUACGGACCCCCAUCUCUAGGCUAUACACAAGGGAUGCAGGGUACCAGCAGCAGUCAAGUACCGCAAAGCAAAUAUGCAGAACUUCUAGCUAUCAUAGAAGAAUUAGGAAAAGAGAUUAGACCCACGUACGCUGGGAGUAAAAGUGCGAUGGAGAGGCUAAAAAGAGGCAUUAUUCAUGCUAGAGGAUUAGUUCGGGAAUGCUUGGCUGAGACGGAACGAAAUGCAAGAUCCUAGCCCACUAAUUCAGUUGGAAGAUUUUCCAUCUCUUAAUGAAGAAAAAGUAACACUUAUUCCUUUUGACUCUUGAAACAUUCAGACAAAUUCCUUUAUUUUGAAUGUUUUACCUUUCUUGUUUUGCCCUUACAAAAAUGUAUAGUUAAGAAUGAGAAAACAAGGGUUUUUCAACUUACGGAGAGUUUGCAUUUUGUAAAGACGUUAAAACUCCCUAAAAUGUUUCUAAAACAUGAAAACUGAACUGCAUGCAGAGGAAUGCUCUUUCUCUCCCAGGCUAUAUUUCAGUUCUCUUCUUAUCCAGCCACAGUCUCAUUCUGUUUUUUUUUCCUUUGACUAUAUUCACUUAACCCCAAACUGUCAAUCUUUCAAAGUUUGACAUAAGCUCUAAGGAUUUUUUUUAAUAAAAGCAGAAUAGCAUGCUGUACCUAGUAGUCUGCUAAGUCACAAUUUGUCAUACAGCAUAGACCCUGCUUAGAAAUAACCUUCCCCUUCUCUUAUUUUUCCUUUUUUGUUUGUUUUGCAUAAACACUUGCAUGACUGUUAGUGCUUUGAAGUCCACUUAAAGUGCAUGAGUUAUAUGGAAAAUAGGGAAACCUAUUGAAUAAUAACAAGGUCCUGGAAAGCUAAGUUCUACACUAAGGCUGGAGAUUUCAGUUUAAAGUUUGCCAAAAAAAGAGAAUUCUGGAUAAAUUACUAAAACUGUUAUUUGCAUCUUUGUAUGUAUUUAUUACUUGACGUAAUAAAGCUUAUUUUCAUUAACAGUUUGUAUUAAAA